Homalodisca vitripennis (glassy-winged sharpshooter) is the source of this 3685-nucleotide messenger RNA. Its product is annotated as WD repeat-containing protein 36-like. Lineage: Eukaryota; Metazoa; Arthropoda; Insecta; Hemiptera; Cicadellidae. Bases 245 to 2947 code for a protein of 900 amino acids. Gene Ontology annotation, biological process: rRNA processing. The transcript has 3 exons. Gene Ontology annotation, cellular component: Pwp2p-containing subcomplex of 90S preribosome; small-subunit processome. Gene Ontology annotation, molecular function: protein binding. The record is from RefSeq and is a predicted model, not a curated record.
GUAAGACCACAUGGUCGAGUUACGACAACAAACCGUGUUGUCUGUUUGGUUAGAAUUAGAUUUUAGGUUGUGUUUUUAUCUUUAUUUUAAUGUGAAAGUUAUUAUAUUUCUUCUUAUUACUUUGUGUUUACCUUUUUGUGUUUUGGCGAUGUAUGUGAUUAAUUUAAUCCCCAUUUUUUAACCCAUAAAAGUGCAUUUUGUCACUUAUAACCACAAAUAGGAUCACUGACACUGUCACGUAAAUAUGCCUAGUUCUAGUAAAAUAUUUCUACCUCAUCGUGCUUUGGGUUAUGUGAGCAAUCAUAUUCCUUUAGUAGUGAGAUAUAUCCAUAGACGAAAAGAAAAUGUAAUUGUUACAUGUGUAGGUAAAUCAUUCCAUUCUUAUGGAAGUACACAUUUAAAACUACUGGCUGUUAGUGAUUUACAUGCAGAUGAUAUUACAUGUAUGGCUGGAGAUACAUUUCACGUUUAUACAGCUAGUUCAAACAAUGUUUAUGCUUGGAGGAGGGGUACUGAACUAAAACACACAUACUCUGGUCAUGAAAGACCAGUUCAUGCCCUCUUGCCUUUCGGCCCACAUCUCAUAUCUGUUGAUGAAUCGAGUGUUGUUAAGGUAUGGGAUAUUAAAACGGAGGAAUUAUAUUUAGAGCUGAACUUUGAUAAUGAUGUAUUUCAAAUAACAACUGUAUGCCACCCUUUUACUUACCUAAAUAAAGUUUUAUUUGGAAGUCAGCAGGGUUCUCUCCAGUUAUGGAAUCUAAGAACCUCUAAACUCAUUUACACUUUUCCUGGAUGGGAUAGUCCAGUAACGGUACUUGAACAAUCUACUGCCAUUGAUGUUGUUGGUAUUGGACUAGAAAAUGGGAAAAUAAUAUUACACAAUAUUAAAUGUGAUAUGACAGUGGUAGAAUUCACUCAAGACUGGGGACCAGUCACAUCAUUACACUUUAGAAGUGAUGGCCCACCUAUCAUGGCUUCUGGAAGCAUGGCGGGCCAUGUAGUAUUUUGGAACUUAGAAGAAAGAAAAGUUGCAUCUCAGCUGUUGAGUGGGCACGAUGCUGCGAUUUCUGGUCUGUAUUGUUUUCCAAAUGAACCUCUGAUGGUGACAUCCUCACCAGAUAAUUCUAUAAAAAUCUGGAUAUUUGAUAUGCCUGAUGGAGGAGUGCGAUUACUCCGGUUAAGGGAAGGUCAUGCUGCUCCUCCAUCCUAUAUUAGAUUUCAUGGAGCAAAUAGUCAAAAUAUUCUGUCUGCUGGAGGUGACUCAUCAUUAAGAGUUUUUAAUACAGUUUCGGAAACUGCAAAUAAAAGUUUUGGCAAAGCUUCAUACAACCGGAAGUUAGCGAAGAAGAAGGGAAAACAUGAUGCGCUUAAUUUGCAAAUGCCUCCAAUUGUUCAAUUUACUUCAGAAACCACACGUGAAAAAGAAUGGGAUAACAUAGCAGCAGUUCAUCUUGGUUUGCCAAUUGUUACAACUUGGUCAUUCCAUAAACAGAGAAUGGGUGACUUGAAACUUUAUUCAAACAAUCUUCAAGGUGAAAUUGUGAAACGACAUCUGACAGCCACAUCAAUUUGCCUCACACAUUGUGGAAAUUUUGUUGUCAUCGGUUACAGUUCUGGAAAUGUGGAAAGAUUCAACAUUCAGUCAGGAAUCCAUAGAUUCAGCUAUGGAACACCACAGUGUCACAAAGGACCUGUCCGAGGGGUAGCAGUAGAUCUUGUAAAUCAGAUGGUAAUAUCUGGAGGUCAAGAUGGAUAUGUCAGAUUUUGGUUCUUCAAAUCAGUAGACAAGUCGGCAAUGAAAUCGCUGUCGGUUGGGGAAGGAGUAAACUUUUUCCACAUGCACAAAGAAAGUGCCAUGCUGUGUGUCAGUCUAGAUGACUUCUCACUCUCCGUGGUGGACUUGGAUACGAAAGCAGUGGUCAGAAGAUUUGUGGGCCACUCUGGGCAGGUGACAGAUGUUACGUUCAGCCCAGACUCUCGUUGGGUCAUCUCAGCCUCUAUGGACUGUACGAUCAGAACUUGGGAUGUCUACUCUGGACAGUUGGUUGAUUGUUUCCAGGUUGAUGCAGCCUGCACUUCGCUGACCAUGUCACCCAAUGGAGAGUUCUUGGCUACAUCACAUGUUGAUUACAAAGGCAUCUUCCUCUGGUCUAACCGCACUCUGUACAGUCUAGUCUCCCUCAAGCCUCUGUCAGCAGAUAGUGUAUUCCCUCUGGUCAGUCUGCCAUCCACUGCAUCCGGAAUUACUGACCAAGUGGUAGACCAGGAGAGUGACAGUGAUCUAGACUCUGAAGAUUUGAAAUUGGAACAGAUAGAAAACAUGAUAACAUUCUCCGGGUUGCCUUCGUCGAGGUGGCAGAACAUACUGGAUAUUGAUGUUAUCAAGAAGAGAAACAAACCUCUUGAAGCUCCUAAAGUUCCAAAGGCAGCACCGUUUUUCCUACCUACCCUUCCAUCUUUGAAUUUAGAGUUCGACCUCAGUGCUUUUAAAGAAAACGAGGAUGGUGUUAGAACAGUAACAUUGCAAAAUGUUAGAAGAAAUCUCACGCCCUUUGCAAAACUAUUGAUGGACAGCAGUGACUUUCAACCGGUUAUCGAGAAAUUAAAAUCACUUGGUCCGUCUGCGAUCGAUUUUGAAGUGAAUUCGUUGGCCAUGGAAGGUGAGGACUGUGAAGCGUUGUUGUUGAAGUUCAUGCAAAUGCUCAAUCACCUCUUGAGGUCGAGUAGGGACUUUGAGCUGGCUCAAGCAUACCUCGCCUUGUUCCUCAAAGUGCAUGGAGAGACUGUUGCAACCACCUCUGCCCUCUGCAGCUACAUGGACGAACUACAAGAAGCACAAGAUUGCGGUUGGCGAGAGCUGCAAAACACCAUCUGGUACACGCUGGCUGUAGUGGACUUGAAGCUGAAGGAGGGUUCUGGUGGUUUGUUGUCGAAUACUGAGCGUUAACAGACAAUCUGUAUUUCCAUAGACAAAAUAUGGAGUGUAAUGUGGGCAUAUUAUAUCAUUUACGAGUUAAACUCGUAACAUUUUGUAGUAAUUUUACCAUCAGUGACUUAGUAAUAACCUAAUUUUACCUUACUUUUUAUUUUAUCUUUCCUAUUUUAAAGGUAAGAUUAACUAGCUAAACAGUUUAAUUUGUCAGACAAUCUUUAGUUAAUCUUAAUGCACAUAUAAAUGAUUGAUUUAAAAUUUUCAGGUAUACAUAAACUUGUAUUAAGAGGAUUCUGAUAAAAAUGUGCAUUUAUUUUUGAAAACAGAAUAGUAAUUGUUUUAUUUGUACAGAAAAAUUUAUGUUGGUUGUACAGAAAAAUUUGUGUUAGUUUGGACAAUUGCAUGAAAAAUCAUAAUAUUUUGUAACUUAAAUAAACAAUCAAUUGUAGUUUUAGCAAGGCAGUGUUUUAAAAUGUCUUUGAACUUACAAUGGAGAACUUGUGAUCUUCAAAUAAUUUUGCAUUGUUUUGUAUAAAGUAAAUAUACACAGUCUAAAUAGUUAUAAAUCAAUUUUGUAUAUAUUGUGAAUAUUCAUGUACAUAUUGUAUGUAUUUAUUUUAUUAUUAAAGAAAUUGUCAGCAAAAAAUAUUUGUAUUAAUUUAUCAUGAGCCAUAAUCUAGUUAUGCUCUAAAUACAUUCGUAAAAAUCUGCUAGUGGUGAGAUAAGUAAAGAAAACUGAAUAUUAAGACUUUU